This is a messenger RNA of Homarus americanus (American lobster), 1956 nucleotides long. RefSeq lists its product as uncharacterized. The coding region runs from base 182 to 1492 and encodes 436 amino acids. NCBI's taxonomy places the organism in Eukaryota, Metazoa, Arthropoda, Malacostraca, Decapoda, Nephropidae. The record is from RefSeq and is a predicted model, not a curated record. Gene Ontology annotation, cellular component: membrane. The transcript is spliced from 4 exons.
GCCAAGGAAGAGACCAGAGGAAGCUGUGGGAAAAUGCCAUGGCUAGACUUGAGGCAACUAGGCAUACCACAUCAUCAACCCAGAAUGUGUAUGCAGGCAACCCAGUCCAUGCCACAAGAUCAUCAAACAUGACUGAAACAGACAACUAAGGGGGUAAGAGUGGCAGAAUAAAACCAGAACAAUGUACGAGGUGGGGGCAGCCAUGAGGAGGGGAGAUGGGACAACAUCAAGACGGUUCUGGAGCAAGUGGUGCCACAAUGGCUUCUCUUUCUGGUGUAAGAAGUACUUUUGGGAAGGUCAGCUGAAACAAGGGGCAGUAGAUGAAGGCAACGAAAACGUCACCAAUACCAGGGGCCCCUUAAGCGGUUUGUCACCAUCGAAGCGUAAACUUGUGGGACUGUUGAUUCCUGCUGCCUUCUUCCACUUCUGGUACUGGUCCAUCAUGACCUACAGGAACCUCUUCUAUGUUUAUGAGACCAAGUAUCCCAUGUCCAUCACUAUGGUCUUUGGUUCCAUCAUUGCUGGAAUGACGAGCGUUGGCGGAGGUGCAAUAGCAUUUCCAGUGAUGACAUUAGUGAUGAAGGAGCCUCCAGAGAUCGCCCGCGACCUGGCCAUGUCACUACAAGCUAAUGGAAUGACAGCUGCAUCAUUCUCGAUAUUUUUUAUGAAGGUUCAUAUAGAAAGACACGCCUUAUUGUUUAGUUUGCUUGGAUCUUCUAUUGGUGUCAUAUUUGGUCUGGAGGUGAUAGAUCCUUUGCUAACACCACCCAUGAAAAAGAUGGGGUUUGUCAGCAUUUUCUUUGCUUUUUCAUUUGCAUUGUUUCUGAUCAAUUGGAAUCACAAAAGAACAACAUUCAAUAAUAUUCCAGAAUUAAAUUGGUGGAAAAGAUUACUACUUUUUAUAUUUGGGUUUAUUGGUGGAAUAUUCACCUCCUUUUCUGGUAGUGGGGCUGAUAUCUGCAUGUUUAGUCUCCUCACUCUUUUCUUUAAGGUUUCAGAGAAAGUAUCGACCCCUACUUCUGUAGUUCUGAUGGCCAUGACGUCAAUGGUGUGUUGGUGGUGGAGGACUCUCGUGACAGGGGCGAUGCCUCAAGAAAGUUGGGAAUAUCUACUUGUUGUUGUCCCUAUUGUUACAAUAGGAGCUCCAUUUGGUGCUCUUAUAGGCACACAUUUCCAUCGAUUAGUGUUGGCCGCUUGUGUUUACAUCCUUAACACUAUGUCUUUAGUUUCUGCCUUUGUUAUAGUGCCUCAAACACCUGUACUUGUUGGGGGUUCAAUCGGUCUUAUGGUGGCCAUGUUUAUUAUCUAUUCUGUCAUAUACAAACUUGGUGAUCGCAUGAAUAUGAAAUACGAGAAGGCGAGUAUAAAAGCAAAAGAGGAAGCAAAGAUGAAAGCUGAUUCAGCCAAUAGUCUUACACAAAAUGAUGUACCAGAUCACACUAGAGAUAACCCAGCAUAUAUAGGCAGUACAGAAUAUAUUUCAAGAAUGUAAAUUUGAGGGUUUAAAUAGUUUUUGUUCUUGAUCUAGGAAACUACACAUGGCCAAAAAAAAGCUUCGAUGUAAAUAAAAUGGGUUUCCAUCUGAACAAAAGAAGUUUCCGCGGGGUCAAGAAGAGGCUUCCAUAUAAAAUGAAUGGGAAACCAAAUGGCCAAGUGGGUUUCAACGUAGCCAGUAUUAGGUAAACAAAUGCUAGAUGGCAUAUACUGUAGGUUAUACACGUGAUAUUACGCUUUCACUAAAUCUUACGGAUAGUGGGUGUGAGUUGUAUUCAUUCUCAUGCAAUUAGAAUACUGUAGUUAAACAUCAUUAAUUCAUUAUAGUAGAUUUGUACCCGUAGAUUGUAAUGAACAUACCAAAUUAUGUCCUAGACUGUUAUGAAACGUGUUGUAAGUCAUCCUUGUAAGUUUAUAUUCAGAUUUGUACAGUAGGUUGGAUACAAUAAAGAUACUUUUAAA